UUUAAUGGCAGUUCUUUUCUCGAUAAGAACAAUCGAUUAGAAUUAUUAUCUCUUUAAAUUCAUGCUUUUUAACUGCUCUAAUCUGGAAUGGUUUUAUUCGAUUCAUCAAUAUUUUAACCAUGUUCGAGCUCUGUUUUCCCGCCGUCGUAACACUCAUAUUGAUGAAAAAAGUUCCAUUUUUAGAUUGACAAUACUUCAAUUUAAACUUCAAAUACUUCUUCGCUGAGCCAAUAUUUCAAAUUUAUCUAUUUAAUAAAGUGCGGAGGAAACAAAGACAGAAGAGGCGAAUAACAUAAGUGAAUAGUUAAGUUUAUACCUUAAAAAGGAAAUAAAAAAGCAAAUCCAAAGUAUCAUUAUUUUAAAAAGAAUUGAACGCCUUAUUACUGUGUAUAACUAAAAGAAUAAAAUGGCAAUCAAGCUGAAAUUGUGCGUUGCAUUUCAGUUGAUUUGUAUAUAUUAUCUCACAGAGGUUUAUUCCCUAGUGGAAUUUUCAAACGUACAGUUCGAGUCUCUGGAUAAAGACUUUGCCCUAUUUGAAUAUUGCUAUCUGAAAUCUGUGAACCGAUCUUACAAAUAUGUUUCCCUCAAAGUUAAACUACUAAAGAUACCCAUAACCAAAAUUAAGGUGCAAUUUGGUCUCUAUAAACGUUUGAAUGGCUAUAAGCCUUUUCUCUACAAUAUGACUCUUGACGGGUGCAGAUUUCUCAAAUCGGGAAAUCCCAAUCCGAUUGCGCUGUAUUUUUACAAUCUCUUCAAAGAUUUUUCCAGCACAAACCACACGUUUCCCUAUAACCAUGAUAUUGUGCUGGAUAAGAUGUCGUAUCAUAGUAUAAAUUAUAAGCUCACCAAAAUUCUACCCUUUCCGGAGUGUAAUUAUAAGUUUGAAGUGCAUUGGAUAGCCUACGAACUUGAUCGAGCUAUAACUACGUUCUAUUUGGCAUUUUCUUGA
Drosophila mauritiana is the source of this 949-nucleotide messenger RNA. RefSeq lists its product as uncharacterized. NCBI's taxonomy places the organism in Eukaryota, Metazoa, Arthropoda, Insecta, Diptera, Drosophilidae. The coding region runs from base 407 to 949 and encodes 180 amino acids. The record is from RefSeq and is a predicted model, not a curated record. The transcript is spliced from 4 exons.